Messenger RNA from Pistacia vera, 2393 nucleotides. Its product is annotated as protein CNGC15b-like. Bases 79 to 2208 code for a protein of 709 amino acids. Gene Ontology annotation, biological process: potassium ion transport; transmembrane transport. The record is from RefSeq and is a predicted model, not a curated record. The transcript has 8 exons. Gene Ontology annotation, cellular component: membrane. Gene Ontology annotation, molecular function: voltage-gated potassium channel activity. Lineage: Eukaryota; Viridiplantae; Streptophyta; Magnoliopsida; Sapindales; Anacardiaceae.
UUAGAAGCUGAGGAAGAGGAAGAAUAUGAUUAUCAAAUCCACUGACUGAAGUCACAGAACUUGUGUUCUUCGCGCGCCAUGGCUGGUAGUAGAUCGAAAUGCAUAAGAUUCCCAGAUGAUCCUGAGAUGGCAGAGUCUACAUCACCUAAAAGGGGUUAUAUGUUAAAAUUUACCGAUAAAUGCACUAAAGCAGGACCUGAGCUGCGCUCCAAGAAGGUUGAGAAGGAUGGAGUAGGCAAGAACUUUCGUGAAAAAGCACUUUCCAGAGUCUUCUCUGAGGAUUAUGAUGCUGUAGAGAAGAUGAUUUUGGAUCCUAGAGGACCUGUCAUUAACAAAUGGAACAAGAUUUUCUUAGUAGCUUGUUUGGUUUCUCUUUUUAUUGACCCUCUAUUUUUUUAUUUGCCAAGUUCUAAGGAGGGAAUGUGCAUUGAGGUUUCUAUACCCCUUGAAAUCGCUCUCACAAUCAUUCGUUCGAUAGUUGAUGCAUUUUACUUUGUUCAGAUCUAUGUUCGAUUUCGAACAGCUUAUGUUGCUCCUUCCUCUCGUGUAUUUGGGAGAGGAGAACUGGUUAUUGACCCUUCAAAAAUUUCUUCAAGGUACCUUCGCAAGGAUUUUUGGCUUGACGUAGUAGCUGCCCAACCCCUUCCACAGCUGUUGGUUUGGGCUGUAAUCCCUCAUUUGAGGGCUGCAUCGAUGGUCAACACGAAAAAUGUUAUUCGCUUAAUCAUCAUUUUUCAGUAUCUCCUGAGGCUGUUUCUCAUCUUUCCACUGUCAUCUCAAAUCAUCAAGGCUUCUGGGGUUUUGUUGAAAACGGCAUGGGCUGGAGCUGCUUAUAAUUUGAUGCUCUAUAUGUUAGCCAGCCAUGUUUUAGGGGCCUGCUGGUACCUCUUCUCAGUUGAGCGGCAAGAAGAGUGUUGGAGAAAAGUAUGCAGUUCUCAACACCUGCAUUGCUAUUUGGGUUUUUUUGACUGCCGCCUCAUGGAUAACUCUGCUAGAGUUGCUUGGUUUAAAUCAAGCAAUAUCUCAGGUCUAUGUGAUCCAAACGGAAACUUCUUCAACUUUGGCAUUCAUGCUGAUGCACUGACUUUCAAAGUGACAGCUGCCAGCUUCCUCAACAAGUACUUCUAUUGUCUUUGGUGGGGUUUGAGGAAUCUGAGCUCUCUAGGACAGAAUCUCUUGACAAGCACUUACAUUUGCGAAAUAGUUUUCGCCAUCAUCAUUGCAAUUCUAGGACUUGUGCUUUUUGGACUGCUUAUUGGGAAUAUGCAAACAUACCUCCAAUCUACUGCUGUGCGGCUGGAAGAGUGGAGGAUUAGGAGAACGGAUAUUGAAGAAUGGAUGAGUCACAGACAGCUUCCACAUGAACUGAAACAGUGCGUGCGAAAGUAUGACCAAUAUAGAUGGGUUGCAACCCGAGGAGUUGACGAGGGAGCAAUACUAAAGGGCCUCCCCAUGGAUCUUCGGCGAGACAUUAAGCGCCAUCUCUGCCUUGAUCUAGUUCGACAAGUACCACUCUUUGAUCUGAUGGAUGAUAGGAUGCUAGAUGCCAUAUGUGAAAGACUGAAGCCUCAUCUAUGUACACCAGGCACCUGUCUUGUUCGAGAGGGUGAUCCUGUUAAUGAGAUGCUUUUCAUUGUCCGAGGCCACUUAGAUUCUUACACCACUGAUGGUGGCCGCUCUGGAUUCUUUAAUUCAUGCCGCAUUGGCCCAGGUGACUUCUGUGGUGAAGAACUGCUCACCUGGGCUCUCGACCCUCGUCCAGGUGUUGUCCUCCCUUCAUCCACUCGCACAGUUGAAGCCAUCUCUGAGGUUGAAGCAUUUGCAUUCAUCGCGGAGGACUUGAAGUUUGUAGCAUCUCAAUACCGUAAGCUGCAUAGCAAACAACUCAGGCACACGUUUAGGUGUCACUCGCCUCAAUGGAGAACAUGGGCUGCAUGCUUCAUACAAGCAGCAUGGUUUCGCUAUAAAAGAAGAAAGGAAGCAGCUGAGCUGAAGAAAAAAGAGAGCAUAACCUUCACGUCUGAACUACCAAAGGAACAAACAGCAGCAACCGUGCCUCCAUUGGGCUCAGGCAAGUUUGCUACAUAUGCAGCAAAACUAGCUGCAAGCACUAGAAGGGGUGGAAGCCAGCGAUGUGGGAAUGAAUUUGAAAUUCUUACAUUAUUGCAAAAGCCAAAUGAUCCUGAUUUUACAGUUGAAGAUAGAUGAAAAUAACAGAAUUGUUCACAAUUUUUCUGGUGGAGGGUGCUAGAUUUAGGCAAAUAUAGGCUUUUAACUUAAUUGGUUUAUUAUUUUCAUGUAGGUAUUGCUCUAUAUGCUUAGUUAGAUCAAUUAGAUUAUACAUCUUUUGGUGUUUUUCUAGGUAAAUUAGUGCUUAGUUUUUCAUUUUUGAG